Molecule: messenger RNA, 1509 nt
Organism: Maniola jurtina (meadow brown)
Lineage: Eukaryota; Metazoa; Arthropoda; Insecta; Lepidoptera; Nymphalidae
Product: facilitated trehalose transporter Tret1-like
Exons: 4
Coding region: 1-1509 (502 amino acids)
Biological process (GO): transmembrane transport
Cellular component (GO): membrane
Molecular function (GO): transmembrane transporter activity
Source: RefSeq, a predicted model, not a curated record
AUGGGAGUUCCGCAGAAGAUUUCUCCGUUUAUGAGACAGUGCUUCGUAACUGCCACUGUGGGAUUCAAUAUAAUCAGUUUUGGAUGUGCGAUCGGUUUCCCCGCUAUUCUACUGCCUCAGCUGCAUGAGAGGGACUCGUCUUUUCAUCUCACUAAAGACCAGGAGUCAUGGAUUGCGGCCAUACUCCCUCUGAGCGUGCUGUCAGGCAACUUCAUCGCUCCGCCCAUCAUGGACCGCCUGGGACGCAAGAUGACGCACUAUGUCCUUACACUGGUGUCUCUCAUUGGAUGGUACAUCACUAUUAUGGCUACUAGCUUUGAGGCUCUGAUGAUAGGCAGACUCUGGCAAGGCGUGUCAGGAGGUCUCCUCACCACAAUGCGAUCGGUCCUCAUCGGGGAAUACACCAGUCCAAAAAACCGUGGAGCCUUCCUCACUACGGUAUCAUUAACUCAAGCAUUUGGCGUGUUUCUCAGCCAUUUACUAGGGUCUUUACUGACCUGGCAAAUGGUUGCUUUGAUCUGUGUAUUCUUCCCUUUCAUAAGUCUUAUUAUGGUUAUUUACACCCCAGAAUCUCCAAGUUGGUUAGUGACUAGAGGAAGAUAUGAGGAAUGUAGAGAAAUUUUCCGUUGGCUACGAGGUUAUGAUGAAGAGGAAGAAUUGGCUGAUAUGAUACAAUCUAGAUUGGCUUAUGAACACGCGGAAAUCAAAGAGUCAAUCCGUAAAUCUGAACGAAAUUGGUUCAGAAAUCUUGUGACGAUGAUAAGAAAGCGGGAGUUCUACAAACCAAUUAUAUUAAUGGUGAUCAGUAAUAUAUUAAUGCAUGUGUCUGGAGCGUCAACUUUUGCUCCGUACGCGACAAUGGUUGUAGGUUUAUUAAUGGGACCAAACGCAAACCCUUAUUUCUGGAUGGUGUUUUUGGAUGCGCAAAGAAUUGUGUCAAAUACUUUAGCCGUUUAUAUAAUUAAUAGAGUUAAUAGACGUACGAUGGUGUUUGCUACAGGUGCAUUAUCAGUGCUCAGUCAUAUAGCUAUAGUUGUCUAUGUUUAUUAUAAACAAAACGGUUGGAAUUAUGAAUCUAUAUGGUUACCAGCUCUAUUAAUCAAUCUGCAGUUUGUAGCCGUUGGAAUGGGUAUGGUGCCAAUGCCACAGGUAAUUGGCGGGGAAAUAUUUCCAUUACAAUACAGAAGUAUUGGAGGGACUAUAAGCAUGGCAACAGGCACGGGUUUAAUGUUCGUGGCGUUAAAAACUUUUCCGGAUUUAAUAGAGAAGACUGGUUUACAUGGCACAUAUGGGAUAUACGCUAUUAUUAUUAUAGUGAAUUUGGUUGUGAUGAUGGCUUGGCUUCCCGAAACGAGAGGUAAAACGUUGCAGGAGAUUGAAGAUGAACUGAGGGGGAGGCCGUUGAAAAUUGAGGAGAUCCAAGCGAGGGAGUCGUUACAAUCGAAUCCCAUAGAGAUAUACAAGAGGAAAAUGUCUGAAAGGAGAUGUAGUAGCCCCACUAUAGUUUGA